AUGCCUUCCCCUAAACUCUUCGUUAUUCUUGGAGCCACUGGCAACCAGGGGGGAUCUAUCGCUAGCACGUUCCUUGCGGAACCCGGCUGGCAGGUUCGCGCCGUGACUCGCAAUACCGUGAGCCCCAAGGCUCAGUCUUUGGCAGCUCGCGGAGCGCAGGUCGUCCAUGCAGACAUAGACAAGCCUGAAACGCUGUCGGCUGCUUUCGAGGGCGCCACUGCCAUCUUCGCCGUCAGUGACUUUUGGGGCCUCUACGGUGAUCCCGCCAACAAGAACAAGGCCAAGCCUGGACAACCGUUGAAUGCUUGGGCAGGCGAGUUUGAAACUCAGCAGCUGAAGAAUGUCAUCGACGCGGUUGCUAAGGUGCCUACGCUUGAGCGCUUUAUCCUCUCCUCACUCUCCAACGCGACAAAGUGGUCCAAGGGAAAGUACACCCAUGUCUACCACUUUGACUCCAAGGCAAAUGCAGAGGAUUAUGGCAGGGAAAAAUACCCGGAUCUAUGGGAAAAGACAAGCAUAUUUCAACCAGGCCUGUUCCUAAGCAAUUACGUCGCCAAUCCUAUUACUCAAGCAAGCAAGAAUGAUGAAGGAGUGGUCCAGUUUAUUGGGCACUUGGAGCCAGAUGUCAAAAUCCCAUUCAUCGCCGCUGAAGAGGAUUCUGGUCCUAUUGUCAAAAGACUUAUCGAUGAGCCCGCUGGAAAGAGCAUUAUUGGUUACAGAGAAUGGUUGACUAUACAAGAGCUAGCGCUCGCAUUCACAAGAGCCACCGGCCUGAAGGCUGAGUCUGUCACCUUGCCCAAAGGCGAAUUUCCUCUACCCCUUCCAGAUGAGUUGAAAUUAGAGCUUGAAGACAACUUUGCCUACUUCAACGAGUUUGGUUAUGAGGCUAGGGACGAUCCUGCUAUCAUCCAUCCCAGAGAUUUGAAGUCACCGCCAUCACUUGAUACCGUGGAGAAUUACUGGAAGAAGCAGGAUUGGUCGAAGGUCUUUGGUGCUUAA
Ilyonectria robusta is the source of this 999-nucleotide messenger RNA. RefSeq lists its product as uncharacterized. NCBI's taxonomy places the organism in Eukaryota, Fungi, Ascomycota, Sordariomycetes, Hypocreales, Nectriaceae. The coding region runs from base 1 to 999 and encodes 332 amino acids. The transcript has 3 exons. The record is from RefSeq and is a predicted model, not a curated record.